Messenger RNA from Mustela erminea (ermine), 5737 nucleotides. RefSeq names its product formin binding protein 1 like (gene FNBP1L). NCBI's taxonomy places the organism in Eukaryota, Metazoa, Chordata, Mammalia, Carnivora, Mustelidae. The transcript has 16 exons. Gene Ontology annotation, biological process: signal transduction. The record is from RefSeq and is a predicted model, not a curated record. Bases 367 to 2196 code for a protein of 609 amino acids. Gene Ontology annotation, molecular function: protein binding.
AACCAGCAAAGUGGAAGACCCCUACGCGAGGGGAUUCGCCCGCGGAGGCCCGGCGAGCGCGGGUCCGCCACGAUCCCAGGGUGCAUCGCGCCCCGCCCCCCUCCCCUCUCCGCGUCCCGCCUCCCCUCGGCCCAGGCCCCCUCCCUGCUGGCUCCGGGAGGCGGGGACGCGGCGUCGGCGGCGGCUUCUCCAGUCGCGGCUUUCUCACUCACUGGGGAGCCCGGCGGUGGCGGCACCUUCGGAGGCAGAGCGGCGGAGCUGCGAGCCCGUCGGCCAGCCAGUGGGAGGUCGAACAGACUAAGGGCAUAUCCGACAGACGGACGGAGAGCGAGCCGCCAGACGGCCCGAGUCGCCUCAAGUUCCGCCAUGAGCUGGGGCACAGAGCUGUGGGAUCAGUUCGACAGCUUAGACAAGCAUACACAAUGGGGAAUUGACUUCCUGGAAAGAUAUGCUAAAUUUGUUAAAGAGAGGAUAGAAAUUGAACAGAACUACGCAAAACAAUUGAGAAAUCUGGUUAAGAAGUACUGUCCCAAACGUUCCUCCAAAGAUGAAGAACCAAGGUUUACCUCGUGUAUAGCCUUUUUUAACAUCCUUAACGAGUUAAAUGACUAUGCAGGACAGCGAGAAGUAGUAGCAGAAGAAAUGGCGCACAGAGUUUAUGGUGAAUUAAUGAGAUAUGCUCAUGAUCUGAAAACUGAAAGAAAAAUGCAUCUUCAAGAGGGACGGAAAGCUCAACAGUACCUUGACAUGUGCUGGAAACAGAUGGAUAAUAGUAAAAAGAAAUUUGAAAGAGAAUGUAGAGAGGCGGAAAAGGCACAACAGAGUUACGAAAGAUUGGAUAAUGAUACUAAUGCAACCAAGGCAGAUGUUGAAAAGGCCAAACAGCAGUUGAAUCUGCGUACACAUAUGGCUGAUGAAAAUAAAAAUGAAUAUGCGGCACAGUUACAGAACUUUAAUGGAGAACAACACAAACAUUUCUACGUAGUGAUUCCUCAGAUUUACAAGCAACUACAAGAAAUGGAUGAACGAAGGACUAUUAAACUCAGUGAGUGUUACAGAGGAUUUGCAGACUCAGAACGCAAAGUUAUUCCUAUCAUUUCAAAAUGUUUGGAAGGAAUGAUUCUCGCCGCAAAAUCAGUUGAUGAAAGAAGAGACUCUCAAAUGGUAGUAGACUCCUUCAAGUCUGGAUUUGAACCUCCAGGAGACUUUCCAUUUGAAGAUUACAGUCAGCAUAUUUAUAGAACCAUUUCUGAUGGGACUAUCAGUGCAUCCAAACAAGAAAGUGGGAAGAUGGAUGCCAAAACGACAGUAGGAAAGGCCAAGGGCAAGUUGUGGCUCUUUGGAAAGAAGCCAAAGCCACAGUCCCCACCCUUAACCCCUACUAGUUUAUUCACAUCCAGUACUCCUAAUGGGUCCCAGUUUCUCACAUUCUCCAUUGAGCCCGUGCAUUAUUGUAUGAAUGAAAUAAAAACAGGGAAGCCCAGAAUUCCUUCUUUCAGAAGCCUCAAAAGAGGGUGGUCGGUGAAGAUGGGCCCAGCACUAGAAGAUUUCAGUCAUCUGCCACCAGAACAGAGACGUAAAAAGCUGCAGCAGCGCAUCGAUGAACUUAACCGAGAGCUACAAAAAGAAUCAGACCAAAAAGAAGCACUCAACAAAAUGAAAGAUGUGUAUGAGAAAAAUCCACAAAUGGGGGAUCCAGGGAGUUUGCAGCCUAAAUUAGCAGAGACCAUGAAUAACAUUGACCGCCUACGAAUGGAAAUCCAUAAGAAUGAGGCUUGGCUCUCUGAAGUUGAAGGCAAAACAGGUGGGAGAGGAGACAGAAGACAUAGCAGUGACAUAAAUCAUCUUGUAACACAGGGACGAGAAAGUCCCGAGGGAAGUUACACUGAUGAUGCAAACCAAGAAGUCCGUGGACCAACUCAACAACAUGGUCACCACAGUGAGUUUGAUGAUGAAUUUGAAGAUGACGAUCCUUUGCCUGCUAUUGGACACUGCAAAGCUAUCUACCCUUUUGAUGGACAUAAUGAAGGUACCCUGGCAAUGAAAGAAGGUGAAGUUCUAUACAUAAUUGAGGAAGACAAAGGUGAUGGAUGGACAAGAGCUCGGAGACAGAAUGGUGAAGAAGGCUACGUUCCCACAUCAUACAUAGAUGUAACCCUAGAGAAAAACAGUAAAGGUGCAGUAACUUACAUCUAAACUAACCAGGCAGUUUUGUGAUGUGUAUGACAUAGGAAUGAUAACAUAAAACAAAACACAUGGGUGGGAAAACAAGAAAACUUAAAGGCAUCCAAGAUACAUUGUUCACUAUGUGAGCUGAGUGUAGGCUUGAUCUUAAAGAUGUGAAUAUUAUUACCACAAGAAACUGUUCUCAUGAUGUUUUACCAUUUGAAUGACGUUGGUGUGAAGCUUUAUUGAUGUAAAGCUUUAUUGGUGUAAAGCCUUUUGCUUUAUGUCCUGCUUAAGUCUCUGUGAAAGAUUUGUGUUUUUCUGCCUUAUAAGUCAUAGAAUUUGAUCUGUUGGGCAGGAAUCCAGAUAUAGGAAGCCCUCCUCCUCCAACACACACUUUGCUUCAUAAAACACAGUGACUGUAAGUGAAUUCAAAUAAGUAAAACUGCUCUGAAAGCUAACUCCCAAAAGAGUGGUUUGGCCUAGGAGUUUGAAUUUUUGUAGCUGCAGUUUCCAGGAAGAAAAGUAAUAGUUGGCUAAUUGAAAAAAUCAAUACAGUCAUUUUCGGUUUUCUCCCUAUUCUUAGCUUUGUUUUCUUAAAGGAAGAAAACAAACACCUUGAGCAUAAAUCUAUAUUAGUUGUAGGCUAAUCAAGAGACCUGUAAAAGAAAUCAACCUGGUCUUGCUCUUACGUGAAUAAAAUGGAGUUUUUUUGAGACCUGAAAAUAUUUUCAUCUAGUAUACUAAUAAUUUUCAGUAAUGUACAGUCUUCCUUCCAGAUUAAUACUUACAGUUUUUCAUCUUGAAAAAUGUCUUCUGGGAAAUACCACUUUUGUGAUGAUUUAGCAAUUAUACAUAGGAAAAUAGAUUCUAAAUAAACUGAGAGGAAAUCUUGAAUGGAAGGAAAGUACUGGCAAAUUUUUACUUUGAAAAGAAAAACCUUUUUUGACUAACUGGGUUGUAGGACUUUAUCUGUAUCACCAUUUAGGACAUUUCCUCAUUUUAGCUCAAUCAUCAAUUCAAGAUUUUUUUUUUCAAUUAAUUUUAACAAGCAUUUGUUGGAAAAUGCUAUGUAAUUAAGGAUUGUGCAGUGCUGGUCAUGUGGGGAAGUAAAGCAAAGAAGCAAUUAAGAGACUGGUCCUUAAUUUUGCUCACAUCCAGAUUUUUCUGGUGUUUUCACAUAGCUGACUAUUAAAAUGAUUUUAGACAUUUGAGACAGACACUUUAAACUGAAUACCCCUUUUGGUCUUACCAAAGGUCUUCAGUAAUUGUUCUUUUUUUUUUCCUCCUGGACUACAGGUUCCUGAAGAGGGUUUCUGAGGAAAUGGGCAAGAUGUUGAAGGAGGUUACAUGCAGCUGCUUUUAGGGGGAGGGUAUUAAGUUGUCAGGUUCAGAGAGUGAGAGAAGCAAGUUGCAUGAAUGCAUGCAGACUUUUUUUUUUUUUUUUUUUUUUUACUAACUUCAUUAUCAUUUCCAUACAUGGUUUUAAAGAAUCAUUGUUAAUACUAGUCCUUAAAUUCCUCAUUCACAAUUAUUCACAUAAAGGGAAAAAAGCCCAAAAUGGCCAACUUUUUUUCCAUUUGUUUUACUGAUAUUUAAGUCAGAAAAAACGUAAAGCUGUCAUGAAAUUUGUCUUACAUUUGGCUGUCCCAACAGGACCGUCUAUCCCAGCUCUGUUUUAAUUGGCCUUUAGACCCAUUGUCUUUUAGACCCCUUGCCAUUUGUCAGCGUCUGCCUGCACCACCUCUGUGCUUGCUUAACAUCCUGCUGCAUGUCUAGAGCGACUGGGCUAGAGUUUUCAGGCAUGUCUUUAUAAUCCCUUGUUCUUGUCAAAGUCUUUGUUUUGUUUUACAUUUGUAGUGCAAGUCACUUUGUCAGACAUCUCCAGCACUAAUGUUUCCAUCGUAGUAUUCGUGUACCCUACUAUAACUUCCCAACUGCAAACAUUCCAGUUUUGGCAUUAUGAAGAAGUAGUUUGUGAAUCUGAAGUAUUUAUGAUAAGAAAAAGAAAACAUCUCUGCUCUAGCCUACAGCCCAGUUGAAAGAACUCUGAAAUGUAAUACAUCUUCACCUCAGUCUGAGAAGAAUCUAUAGUCAGCACUGAAAUCCUGGCAUAAUAAACACAAGAUACUCACCACCUCAAGACAAAGGACUGUUGUCAGAAGUCAGCUGCUUCCAUUCAAAUGCUGCCUUAAACUAGAGUGCCUAAAUCUGUUGAUUGCCAACACUACCACUACAGUAUCCCACAAAGGGCUUUAUGUGUCAGCUCAGUGCGACCUCCUUUAACUCGGCAGCGCUGCUGCGGAUGCCGACCUAGCCUUGGUAGGUGGCUUUUAGAGCUCUACCAUGUUUGAUGGUGCAUCUUCAAAUUUAUGCAUCAAGCUAAAGACAUGUCCAAGUCCAUUUUACUUUACUCAGUGUUUUUAUGAGAAGUUUUAUGGACCCCCCAUUGUGUUUUAAUUUGGGGUGACCAUGUUCUUAUUUGAUUAUUACAACGAUAGUCUGUUUCCAAGUGAUGCUUUUGUUUGAACCAGAUAAAAUUUAGUGAAACUUUGUAAUGAUCUAUGUGCACUUUUACUUGUAAAAUGGAAAUUUCUGUAUGUUUAUACUUGUAAAUAUAAUUGUCCUUAGUGCCCCUGUUGCUCAUGUUGUCCUGCCUCACAUUUGUGAUUCUGUUAAUGACUUGUAUCUUAACGAAUUUCUUAGUGGUGUUUAACAGGGAGAUGGGCAUGGGUUGGGGGGUUGGUAUUUGUACCACAGAAGCUUCAUUAAUUUUGUUUGUUACUGUUUUGAGGGAAGAAAGAACAUGAAAUGGUCUGUGUAUUAUUGGAUUUUAAGCAAUAUUUUAGAAGCUGUGUGACUGCUUUAAUAAUUUUUUCCCCAGUGUUAUUUGAAUCGUACUACCAGUUAUACUGAAGCUGAAUGACAAUUGUGUGAAAGUUAAUGCCUUCAUAAGAUCAAGUACACCCCUGUUACACAGCUGACAUAAAAUAGUGUAUUACCUUUGAGGCUAGUAAACUAUAUAGCUUAGACUUUGAAUCUCUUUACAGGGUUAUUUAUAUAAUGUGACAUUAUUCAGUACUGACGGACUACAUAAAGUAGUUUUAAAAUCUAGUGCUAUUUUUAUUUUAAAGGUUAGCAGUGAGGAGGAAAUGUGAUCUGGCUGUGUUUGUCCUCUGUACAAAGCCUGAAGUGCUUGUGUUUUUUUGGCUGACAGCCACAGAGGGCAAAGUUUAAGGUUUUCUUGUAAGGACUAACUGUUCUUUUCAAGCUACUGUUUGUUUUUCUCAAAGCAGGAUUUGCUUCCGUAGGAGGCAGGGUCCUUCGCGUGGAAUAGUGCAACCUGUACAUGGGUUAUUACAAUAGGACAGACAUUUGUACUUAUACAGUUUAAAUCAUUCUUAAAUCAUUCUUAAAUUUUGAACAUGUGAAUUGUCCAAAAGAAAUCUUUAAUUUUUCAGUAAUUUUUACUCUUUUUGUGCACAUGUUGAUUUAAUGGUAAAUGCUUUGUUUAAGAUCGUGUUCUCUGUUGAGAAUAUUUUCACAGAAUAAAACAAUCUUUUCAUGGUCA